AUGGAGAUUAGCUACUCAGAUUCUAAAGGCAAGGAAUGUAAAGUUAAAGACUCUGAAGAUUUUGAACACAAAGCUGCUAAACCUGAAUCAGAAGUUGGUGCUUCUCAAGCACCUCUAAGGAAAGAAAGUCAAAGUUCUUCACAUCCCGAUGAAUUGAUAAUGGGAGAUAAAGUUGAACCCAUUAGAACCAUAUCUUCUUUCAAUCCAUCUGAAGAAAUGCUUAUGGGAUUAGUCGUAUGUCUUUGCGCUAAAUUUCAAUUAGAUCCUAGAGAAUCCUAUUUAACUGCUUUUAAAAGGAUAUUUGAAUAUCUAAAAGGUAUAACUAAUCUUGGUCUGUUUUAUAGAAAAUCUAAAGAUUACAAGCUAGUAGGUUAUUGUGAUGCUGAUUAUACUGGGGAGAGACUAGAAAGGAAAAGUACCAGUGGAAGCUGUCAGUUUCUAGGUGACAAUCUUAUUUCUUGGUCCAGUAAAAGAUAUUCAACAAUAGCAUUAUCAACUGCAAAAGUUGAAUACAUUGCAGCACUCAGAUUCUCUAGAUGA
Lathyrus oleraceus (garden pea) is the source of this 540-nucleotide messenger RNA. RefSeq names its product secreted RxLR effector protein 161-like. The transcript is spliced from 2 exons. Bases 1 to 540 code for a protein of 179 amino acids. NCBI's taxonomy places the organism in Eukaryota, Viridiplantae, Streptophyta, Magnoliopsida, Fabales, Fabaceae. The record is from RefSeq and is a predicted model, not a curated record.